AUGGCUCCCACGCUCGCGAACCAACUCAAGAUCCACAUGAUGGGAGGAAUGGGCUCCGCGCUGGCGCUGGCUCGGGCGGGAUACACAGACAUUCACGUCUGGGAGAGCGCGAGGAGUCUGGGAGAAGUCGGCGCCGGCAUCAACUUGACGCCCAACUUGUCCAGGAUUCUGGAUCGUUGGGAAGUUCUGGACAUCGCACGGGCUGAGGCGGUCGCGCUGAAGAGCGCCAGCGUUCUGAACUGCGCCUCGGACGAAACUUUGACCAAUGUCGAUUUCGGCUACAUUGAGCGGGAGUUUGGCUACCCCUUUACCGUGCGCCGCAAGUCCUCCUCCUCCUCGACCUUCCUAACCUCGCGGUCUUUCCAGGUCGUCCACCGCUCAGCGCUGCAGAAGUGCCUCGUCACCGGCGCAAUGGGCUCGGGAGUCGUCCAGCUGCACCUCAGCAAGCUGGUCACCGACUACGACUUUGAAGGCUCGCGGUUCUUCGUGAAGGAGCGCUCUUCAGCGCCGACGAUCGGCGCAAACGGCCAGACCGACGUUUUGACAGAGCAGGCUGGAGAAUGGGUGGACGCCGACGUGAUCCUGGCGGCAGACGGCGUGAAGUCGAAGGCGCGAGCGGCGAUGUUGGGCAGGAUAGGAGAAGUCGACACCGUCGUCGACACUGGCCAGGCGGCCUACCGGAUUAUGGUCCGCAAGGAGCAAAUCAACAACGAUCCGGACCUUCUCCCCUUCUUCACCUCUUCGCACUCCUUCAGGUGGAUCGGUGAGAAGCGGCACAUCAUCGCCUACCCCAUUGCCUCCGGCGAACUCUUCAACAUGUCGACCGCCCAUCCCGACCGCCGCUUUGUCGAAGCCGAUACCUGGACCACGACCGGCUCCAAAAGCGAGAUGCUCAACACUUUCCACGACUUCUGCCCGCGCGUCCAGAAGCUCCUCAACCUUGUGCCCGAAGGUGACGUCCUCGAGUGGAAGUUGCGAGUGCAUGAGCCGCUCAGCACUUGGGUCGACCACAACGUCGCGCUCGUCGGUGACGCCUGCCACCCAACACUGCCGCACCUUGCACAAGGCGCGGCGCAGGCUAUCGAGGACGCGGCGGUUCUCGGCGUCGUCCUGAGCAAGAUCAAGUCGAAGGACGAGAUCCACAAGGCCCUCCUGGUCUACCAGGCUAUUCGCAAGCCCCGCGCAGACUGGGCCGUCGUGACCGCCGCAGCGAACGGGAAGGGUCUCCACCUUGGCGCCGGAAAGGAUCAGAAGGCGCGAGAUGCUGCUUUCCGCGCCGCCAAGAAGGAAGGUGGCGAGAACCCGGACAAGGCGCUCGACAAGAUCACGCAGGAGAUCCUGUAUGCCCACGACUGUGAGGUCGAAGCCGCCAACGCUUUCGAGAAGCUCUUCGCCGACGUAGCGUAA
Messenger RNA from Rhodotorula toruloides NP11, 1407 nucleotides. Its product is annotated as monooxygenase. The transcript is spliced from 7 exons. Gene Ontology annotation, molecular function: monooxygenase activity; FAD binding. The coding region runs from base 1 to 1407 and encodes 468 amino acids. Gene Ontology annotation, biological process: secondary metabolite biosynthetic process. Lineage: Eukaryota; Fungi; Basidiomycota; Microbotryomycetes; Sporidiobolales; Sporidiobolaceae. The record is from RefSeq and is a predicted model, not a curated record.